Molecule: messenger RNA, 1425 nt
Organism: Amaranthus tricolor (Joseph's coat)
Lineage: Eukaryota; Viridiplantae; Streptophyta; Magnoliopsida; Caryophyllales; Amaranthaceae
Product: L-ascorbate peroxidase, cytosolic
Exons: 10
Coding region: 282-1034 (250 amino acids)
Biological process (GO): cellular response to oxidative stress; hydrogen peroxide catabolic process; response to reactive oxygen species
Molecular function (GO): heme binding; peroxidase activity
Source: RefSeq, a predicted model, not a curated record
AAUAUAUGCAAAUAUAAGCAAAACUUCCUCCAAAAAUGCUCAACCAAUCAAAAGCCUAGAUUUCCGAAUUAUUUGUCAGCCGCACAUUAAUAACGAAUUCAACGGCUCAAAUUUCAUUUAUUAAAUCUUCAUAAAUACCGUUUCUUUAUAUAUAUCUUGUUCAUUUUCCAUACAUAAGCUAAAUUAUUGUCUGAACUUGUGCUCUCCUCGUGCUCACCAAUUCCGCAUUUUAGGGUUCUUCAUUUUUUCAGCUCGAGAAAUAUCUGUUAAUACUAUUAGCUAUGGGGAAGUGCUACCCAACUGUCAGUGAGGACUACCAGAAAUCUAUUGAGAAGGCCAAGAGAAAGCUCAGGGGUUUGAUUGCUGAGAAGCAAUGUGCUCCUCUUAUGCUUCGUCUUGCAUGGCACUCUGCUGGUACCUUUGAUGUGCAAUCAAAGACUGGAGGACCCUUCGGUACAAUGAGGCACAAGGCUGAGUUGGCCCACGGUGCUAACAAUGGACUUGACAUUGCUGUUAGGUUGUUGGAACCUCUCAAAGAACAAUUCCCUGGGAUCUCAUAUGCUGACUUCUACCAGUUGGCUGGAGUUGUGGCUGUUGAAGUCACUGGAGGCCCCGAAGUUCCCUUCCACCCAGGCAGAGAGGACAAGCCAGAGCCACCCCAAGAAGGCCGUCUCCCUGAUGCCACCAAGGGUUGUGACCACUUGAGGGAUGUCUUCAUCAAGCAAAUGGGUCUUACUGACCAGGACAUCGUUGCUCUUUCUGGAGGCCACACCUUGGGAAGAUGCCACAAGGAGCGUUCUGGCUUCGAGGGGCCUUGGACUGCCAACCCUCUUGUCUUUGACAACUCCUACUUCAAGGAGCUAUUGAGUGGUGAGAAGGAAGGUCUCUUACAGCUACCAACCGACAAGGCUCUUCUCUCUGACCCUGUCUUCCGCCCAUUCGUUGAGAAAUAUGCUGCAGAUGAAGAUGCAUUCUUUGCCGAUUAUGCUGAGGCUCACCUGAAACUUUCUGAACUUGGGUUUGCUGAUGCAUAAGCAGCUGAUAAAUGAUAACUAAUUUGAAGCAGUUCAAGAUCAUUGCAUUCUUAGUUUUUUUGCAUUAAAAUUAUAUGGAGUUCUUUUGGCACACAAUGCUUUGUUCACCUUCGAGAAAGUUAGGAUACUUUCCUUAUUGUGUUGCUGAGUGAUAAGUUUUGGGUGUGUAGAAGAACUUCUGGUCUGUGUAGAAGUCAUGAUUUUGAUCAUCUUGUCUUGCUUCAAUAAUAAAAAAAGAUAAAUAUGGAUGUUAACUAAAGGUUUCUUUAGUUUUUUCUUUUUACAUCUUGUGAUGUAUUUUAUUUAUAUUAGGAUUUUAGAUUGAAUUGUUAUUCAUAUUAAACUAAAGAGUAUAAUAUAUGGUUAUAAAAGAGCCACGAUUUACGACUAA